Spea bombifrons (plains spadefoot toad) is the source of this 2142-nucleotide messenger RNA. RefSeq names its product farnesyltransferase, CAAX box, beta (gene FNTB). Gene Ontology annotation, molecular function: protein farnesyltransferase activity. The transcript is spliced from 12 exons. The record is from RefSeq and is a predicted model, not a curated record. Lineage: Eukaryota; Metazoa; Chordata; Amphibia; Anura; Pelobatidae. The coding region runs from base 95 to 1336 and encodes 413 amino acids. Gene Ontology annotation, cellular component: protein farnesyltransferase complex. Gene Ontology annotation, biological process: protein farnesylation.
GCUGUGACUGCGCGGGCGCGUUUUGACCCUUUCAGACCCUGCCGAGCAGCCGUAGCUCCGGACCCGCGGCCCGUGGGCGUGCUGAGCGGCAGACAUGGCGGAGAGCGCAGAGCAGCUGCGGUGUACCCGGGACAGCCAUGCCCUGGAGCGGCUGCAGGAUGACUCCGUGCCCACCGAGACCUCCGUGGAGCAGAAAAAAGUUGAGAGCUGUGUUGGCGCGAUAUUCAAUAUGUUUAAGAAGCAACCAAACCAACCCCUUGUUCUAGAGCGAGACAUACAUGCCCACUACUUGAGGAAGGGUUUACAGCAUCUUUCUGAUGCAUACGAGUGCCUGGAUGCCAGCCGCCCGUGGCUUUGUUACUGGAUCGUGCACAGUUUGUCGUUACUAAGCGAACCCAUUCCGGAAACUGUGGCGUCAAAUGUCUGCCAGUUUCUAGCUCACUGUCAAGAUAAAAACGGAGGCUUUGCCGGUGCGCCCGGUCAGGAGCCCCAUCUCGCCCCGACGUACGCCGCCGUCAACGCUCUGUGUUCUAUUGGAACCGAGGAGGCCUUCGAAGUCAUUAACAGGGAAAAGCUGCAAGAGUUUUUGUAUUCCUUGAAGCAACCGGAUGGCUCUUUCAAUAUGCACCUCGGAGGAGAAGUGGAUGUUAGAAGUGCGUAUUGUGCUGCUUCGGUGGCUUCGCUUACCAACAUCUCCACCCCAGACCUGUUUGAUGGAACUGCAGAGUGGAUCGCAAGGUGCCAAAACUGGGAAGGUGGCAUUGGCGGAGUUCCCGGUAUGGAAGCGCAUGGUGGAUAUACCUUCUGUGGACUGGCUGCCUUGGUCAUUUUGAAUAGAGUGCAGCUCCUGGAUCUGAAGAGUAUGCUGCGGUGGGUUUCCUUCAGACAAACAAGAUAUGAAGGUGGAUUCCAGGGCCGCUGUAACAAGUUGGUUGAUGGCUGCUAUUCCUUUUGGCAAGCUGCUUUGAUGCCACUGAUUCAUAGAAGCUUACAUGCUGAAGGGGAUCCGGCUCUCAGCCUCACGAACUGGAUGUUUGAUCAGCAGGCCCUGCAGGAAUAUAUACUGCUGUGCUGUCAGUGCCCUACCGGGGGGCUACUGGAUAAACCCGGCAAGUCGCGAGACUUUUAUCAUACCUGCUACUGUUUGAGCGGAUUAUCCAUAGCACAACAUUUUGGUGGUGGCGAUUUGCUACAUGAAGUCAUAGUAGGGCGACAAAGCAACAGAUUGAAUCCAACCCAUCCUGUGUAUAACAUCGGCCCUGACAGAGUGGCUCGGGCCAUUAUGCACUUCAGGCAGAAGGAAGUUCCAGAGAUGGCCAAGUCCAAGAAGGACUAGAAAUCCUUCCGACACGUGGCCGGUACAUGGAAGUAGAAGAGCCAUUGUGCAGCUCCAUAAGGGCUGUGUAUUGUCCUGUGCCACGAUGUACCAAUGCAUCGCGUAGGACCCUGUAUCGCGAAGUAACCGUACGUAACCCCUCGGUUAAACCCAACGCUUAUUUAAUAUGGAAAAACUCUAACUUGGCUUUUUAAUGCUGCUACAUAACUAGUAGUACGUCCAGGUUAUAUCAACUAAACGGCUGCUGCUAGUGUGGCUAUUUUCCCUUAUUACAGAAGGCCAUAGCAAAAAUGGCCUAGCGGAUAAGUCGCCUGUGGCCACAGCAUUGUCCUGUAAAGCACAUGCUUCGCGUGUUCAAUACGUAUGAUUUAUGCACUGACGCAAUUCUGUCCUGCGCGUGUUAUUGUCAGAGACCCCCAACGUGUCAUGUCGGCAUUAAAUGGGAAAGCGCGUUCAGUGUGAUGGUUUGUUCGGGUCUACCUUCCACGCUAAAAAGUCGUUAUGUAGCGGACAUGAAAGCCAUCAUUUCGCUUAUAAGAUCUAUAUAUAUAUAUAUAUAUAUCACAGGCUACUGUGUAGCUUAAGGGACUUUUCUGCCAACAUCUAAAUGUACCUGACUUGAAGGUACUUUGCCAUUUAAAGGGACCUCUUUGGAUUUGUAUUCACAAAGCUCGGGGUUAGAUGUCUUUAGCAUGGUGCUGGACUGUUCGGCUCUGCUGGGCACGUGUAUUAAAGAGCAGAGUGUUUGUACCGUUAGCCCCUUAACCUUUAACUUGCACUUAAUAAACUGGUUUCUGGUAACCGCA